Messenger RNA from Ictalurus punctatus (channel catfish), 2080 nucleotides. RefSeq names its product EGF-like-domain, multiple 6 (gene egfl6). The record is from RefSeq and is a predicted model, not a curated record. Lineage: Eukaryota; Metazoa; Chordata; Actinopteri; Siluriformes; Ictaluridae. The transcript is spliced from 13 exons. Gene Ontology annotation, molecular function: calcium ion binding. The coding region runs from base 113 to 1765 and encodes 550 amino acids. Gene Ontology annotation, cellular component: membrane.
GAGAGAGAGAGAAAAUCCCAAUACAAGUCUGGAGACGUUUGUCUAAGACUCUGAUUGUAUUUCUUUCAGCUGAUCCUUAAAUCAGAGAGAGAGAGAGAGAGAGAUCUCAGUCAUGAAGUCCUGCACAUGGAUCGGCUCUCUGACGUUCCUGCUGUACGUUUUUCCUGCAUUCGCUGCUUACAGGCAAAGCAGACAAGUAUCUGUCGGAAGUCUUCAAGGUGUGUGUCGCUAUGGCAACCGGCUGGAGUGCUGCUAUGGGUGGAAGAAAAAUACAAAAGGCCAGUGUGAAGCCCAGUGUGAAUUCGGAUGUAAGCAUGGAGAGUGUGUCGGGCCGAAUAAGUGCAAGUGUUUUCCGGGAUACUCUGGCAAAACGUGUAGUCAAGAUUUAAAUGAAUGUGGGUUGAAGCCUCGGCCAUGUGAGCAUCGCUGCAUGAACACCUUCGGGAGCUACAUGUGCUACUGCCUCAAUGGGUACAUGUUAAUGCCUGAUGGCUCUUGUGCAAACUCGAGGACCUGCUCUCUGGCUCACUGUCAGUACGGGUGUGAGGAAGUUCAGGGGGAGAUUCGCUGCCUUUGUCCCUCAACUGGUUUACAACUCGGUUCAGAUGGAAAAACGUGCGUUGAUGUUGAUGAGUGUGUAACGGGAAAGCACCAGUGUCCAUACAACCGUGAGUGUGUCAACACCUUCGGAAGCUACUACUGCAAGUGCCAAGCGGGUUACGAUCUCAAAUACAUCAAUGGAAAAUAUGACUGCAUAGACAUCAACGAGUGUCUUGCCAACACUCAUAAAUGUAGCCGUCAUGCAGAGUGUAUAAACACUGAGGGAUCAUACAAGUGCAAAUGCAAGCAAGGCUUCCGGGGCAGUGGCUUCGACUGUUCAGUAAAGCCCUUUUAUCACAGCAGCUCCUGGGACACUGAUAAAGGCAGUGCCGAUGAAUUUCACAACGCGAUCCCAGAAGUCCCUUCGAAGCCGCACAUUCUCGGCAGGAAAUUCGAUAACGCCAUCCCGGAGCCAGGAGUGACUGGAUCCCCCAAACUGCACCUACAGCCCUUCGAUUACGAUGGGGAUGUUUAUAUCGGGCCAGGAGAGGAAGUGACACCACUGAUACCGACUGGAGAGGAAGAGGAUGAGGAAGAGGAUGAGGAAGAGGAGGAGGAGGAAGAGGAGGAGGAAGGAAACGGAGUGGACGGUGAGAGGCUGAACCCCCGAGGAGAUGUGUUCUUUCCUGACGUCAUCUACGGCCGAGGAACAGAAUUUAAGGAAAUCAGAGCAGCUCCUCUACAGGAAAGACUCCUCACAGACUGUAACUUUGAUUCUGGGGAAUGUGAAUGGAUUCAGGAGAAGGAUGACGACCUGGACUGGACCGUCCGUUACCAUGACAACGGAUUGCGGUAUUACAUGGCGGUCGGAGGAACUGCGGGGAGCCGGAGGGAGCAGGCCAGGCUGAAGCUCCUCCUCACUGAUGGUGUUCGUCAGGGGGCUUUCUGCGUCAGGUUCAGCUACAGGAUCACCGCAGGGCUGCAGACGGGCUCGCUCCGCGUGAUGACAGAAAACACUCCAUCCCACCACGUGCUGUGGGAACAGAGACGCAGCCUGGACGACGGAUGGCACACGGAGAACGUCGACGUGUAUUGGAGCGACAGAGCUCCUGAAUCGAUCGUGUUCGAGGGAGCGCGGGGACAGCCGGCGCGCGCAGAAACCGGGCUGGACAACGUGCUGCUGAUCUCAGGGAGCUGCCAUGAUGCUGAGGCUAAACUGUUUUAGAGGAAAACGUCUUCACAUCAUUACUGAAUAUGUUUAAAAUAAAUAAUAAAAGUUGAUGGAAGUAACAAACCUUAGAUGAAAUUCCCAGAAUAUUUUUUUUACAUGUAAAAGACGAGGGUUACGGAAAACACGUUUCCUGAAGAAUAACACUGCGAGAGCUUCGGUACAUGGGCCAGGAAUACAGAUGUGCAAAUAAACGUCAUUUCUUUUUGUCAAUAAGUAAAUGUCCUAUCAGUUGUUUUUAAUUCAAUGUUUGUACUGAGACAUGAUAUAAAGUAAUAUUUUUACUCUUCAUUAGUAAACACUGAAACCGUC